Molecule: messenger RNA, 1639 nt
Organism: Amorphotheca resinae ATCC 22711
Lineage: Eukaryota; Fungi; Ascomycota; Leotiomycetes; Helotiales; Amorphothecaceae
Exons: 3
Coding region: 72-1484 (470 amino acids)
Cellular component (GO): nucleus
Molecular function (GO): protein binding
Source: RefSeq, a predicted model, not a curated record
AAUGACUUGGGCUAACACUAUCGCAGGUCGAAGACGGAUCGCAACAAUCUCGCUAUACCUGUGACAACUGCAUGGCAACUAUCGCGCGCCUCAAAAACGGCAACAAACUCUGGACUGUCCCAGAAAAGGACCUCACCUUCCAAAAGUGCUCUGGAUGCGAACAGGUUUACUACUGUAACAGGAUAUGCCAAGUAGCAGCCUGGAGGCACCACCACAGAUUCGAAUGCGAGACAUAUGUUACCUUGAAAUCCAAAACCGCGAUUGAUAACGUUGGCUGCGACCCUGUUCUCACCUUCAGCAACAUCCGCUAUAUCAUUCGUCUAGUUCUGCUUCACCACUCGGGAAUAAUUGGAGAGAAUACCGAGACACAGUGGACAGAGUUUCUGAGUCUGUGUUUGUCAGCAAUGUGGAGAAGAGAAAGUGAUCCAACGUUGGCGGUUGAUAUUGACAACUUUGCGAGUACCAUGAAGGAUUUUCUGGAUACGCGUCUGAGCGUUGAAGAACUCGCCUACCAACAAUAUGUCAUGGUCCAUAACAAGAAAAGUAUCCUAGUUCCCCUCCUGAAAGGGAGCAGUAGGCUAUACGAUCCAGCGGUAAAGUCCCUCAUACGGGUUGGACAUUUUGUCGACCCCUUCGUAUCCAGCAUCAGACACUCUUGUGACCCCAAUGCCUGGUACGUCUUUGAUCACAACGAGCUUCAGGUCCGAGCAUGCAAAGAUAUCCCGGCAGGCUCCGAGAUCACCUUUUGCUAUGCCGACGAGAGAUAUGAUUACGAAUCGCGAACCGCACAGCUCAAAGCUGUCUGGAAUAUCUCUUGCAGCUGUAGCCUCUGCGCAAAAGGCCCCCAUGGGCCCACAGGAGAUCUCCGCUGCCGUGUCAUAGAUUUGAUCACUUCUAACCCCAAGCGACCGCCAACUCUCAUCCCCGAUAUUGAGAUGGCUAUUGCAGAUGUGCAUAGCGCUGGCUUCGCAUACGGUGCCGAUCUGAUGCGGCCUCUCUAUCAGACCGCCAUGCGCUCCUAUCUUCACUGGAAACAUUCCGCCAACAUGCUCAAGAUCUGUUUGAUCAUAUAUUUCUUGAUAGAACCAUCGACGGCGCCACCAACGCCCCUGAGUCAGCGUCUCAAUACUUUGCUCCACAUAAUCUCGCUGUCGGAUCCGCCGAUCAAACUUGGGCUUUCUGCUCUGCCUCCGAGGGUGCAAGAACUGUUGGAUGCCCUGCGUGUCAAUUUUAUGGAGCUUCUGGUUAUAGGUACGGAAAAGUGUUAUGGGAAGGAAAGUACCGUGGGUCUCUUUGAGAGGGACUCUUUUAUGGCCUAUGUGAAAGGGCAAGAGGCUGCGAAGAAUGGCCAUAAUUCUGCCUUCACCCCUUUGGCCAAGAAUAGUGAGCAGAGGGCCGUCUUUCUUGUGGGUCUUAAUGAGUUGCUGGGGUGGGCUAGUAUUCCGAAGAUGACUGAGCAGCAACUGCUAAAGUUGGUCAGUUGAAACAGGGUUUUUUAUGAUAUGAAGGACUGGGGCGCCGAUGAGGAGUGUUGGGUUCAAUUAGGAUGGGUUGUUGGAAGAAUCAGCGGGAGUUAGGACUAGGCGCACUGUUGUAUUGUAACUUGUAGCGAAUAAAAAUGCAUCGAAUCCAUCCCAGC